Talaromyces marneffei is the source of this 1518-nucleotide messenger RNA. RefSeq lists its product as uncharacterized. Gene Ontology annotation, cellular component: cytosol. Lineage: Eukaryota; Fungi; Ascomycota; Eurotiomycetes; Eurotiales; Trichocomaceae. The record is from RefSeq and is a predicted model, not a curated record. Bases 1 to 1518 code for a protein of 505 amino acids. Gene Ontology annotation, biological process: cellular response to L-arginine; regulation of intracellular signal transduction. The transcript is spliced from 3 exons.
AUGGAUCAGUCACUGUCUCUUAUAUCAGCAACUGUACAAAUCACAGAUUCGGGUUUAGCCCUAGUACAUAUUCCGCUGGAACUGUAUCCCUUCUUUGUUCAACCACUCCUCCGUCUUCUUUAUUGCGAUAUACCUGCGAUCAAUAAGCUCGCAGAGGAGGAAGAAGAAGAAGAAGAAGAAGAAGAUGUAGAGCGUGCCAGUCUCACGCCGUUCAACCUUGGGUUUAUCAACUUCUCCCUGACCCCUGUCGAGUGUUCUGUGGUAUGCUCUCGUCAACUGGCAGAGCGGUUUUUCAUACCGCUUGCAAACAAAUUCAAUAAACUUGCUUCUUCAAGUCAAAAAGUUUGGAUUAGUGAUGAUGACUUUAUUGCUAUGCAAGUUGAAGGCCAGGGAUUGGACGCUGGUCGACGAGUCCUCGAGUUGACCGGCCCUCUUGCUCUUGCGGGAAUAUCUAUUUUUUUCAUUUCUACCUACUUCUCCGACUACAUUCUGGUUCCGACUAAGUCAAAAGACCAGGUCAUCCACACCUUGUCUAGUCAAGGAUUCACAUUCGAGACCGACUCGGACCAAUUCGUCAACAACUUCAACAUUCAAUCUCCCCCAACUCCCGGCCUACAGUCAUCAGUGAAUAUUUCACCACCCUCUACACCCCCGCCAUCCACUGUAAACGAGCUCCAAACGCGGACCUUUGAGUUUUUGCGAAAGAACCGUAUUAUCCCUCGUGUGGACCAAACCGUUCAGCUAGUGCAAUGCUCCGCCCACCAUCGUGAUGGUGACACUGAGUCAUCUGCGGCCAUUCUCCGAAAUGCACUCACGACUGCCCUCCUGGUCGAUCACCCCCGGUUUUUGUCAUUAACAUUGACACCCGCCGACCCAGCUGCAUCGUUAUUACUGGAGAAGCGCUUACUGCCACGCUUCACGUUGGAUCCUAGCAUGCAUUCAGACGACGAGGAAAGCAGUAUCCUUCUUGGCUCGAAGGAAGAUAUCUUGAUUCCUAUCACUCUCGACCUACGUGAUGUCCCUAUUGACGCGACUGGUAUCGUCUGUGGUGUUGCGGGUCGCCUUGCUGAUGCUACUGGCCGCAAUCGCGAUCCCUACUCAGGCGCAGCCAUGUCCGUCGUCAGUUCUCCAGCCAACGAAUCCAAACGAUUCUCCUUUGGAUCUGCCAACAUCGACGACUUACAACUAUCCGACAGCGUCAGCAGUUUGGCUCCAAGUACCUCUUCUGCUAUCGGCCUAAAAGCCCCGGAUUUCAUCUCCGACAUUCCCCCACCAGGUUUUGAUACGUACAACCCGGCAUAUGACCGGAGACCCUCUCAUGACGCCGUCAACUCCACAAAAUCCACGCCCAUCCCACACCAUCACAUAGAACCGGAGCAAUACGGCGAUGCCGUCGAGAUUAGUUUCCUGAGCACCGCUCGUGCCGGAACCGUCCUCGUCUGGGAGCGCGAAAUCAACCUCGCUGUCCAAGCACUUGAUGCCGAAAAGACCCAGCCCGCACCCGUAGAUGCGGAGUAA